Molecule: messenger RNA, 567 nt
Organism: Neurospora hispaniola
Lineage: Eukaryota; Fungi; Ascomycota; Sordariomycetes; Sordariales; Sordariaceae
Exons: 1
Coding region: 100-489 (129 amino acids)
Source: RefSeq, a predicted model, not a curated record
UAUCAACAUAUUCAUGCUGACGACAACGAGUGUGGGGAUUUUGUGAAGAGGUGCCGAUUAUAUCAUGAUAGUUUGAGUUUGAAAGCUGAAACGCAGCAGAUGAACACAUGCGACUUACAGGAGCAGCUCGUCUUCCAAUGCCUCGACAACGGAAACCCAAAACAAGAGGAAACCAACUUCAUCCACUUGACUGAGCUGCAUACGGGUAUGGACUUCCGCUUAAGAACCCAGAAUAUUUGGGAGAUAAUGAGAUGUGUGGCUACAUCAGUUUCUUCACAACCAAUAAGCAGUUGGCUAGACGGAUAUGGGAAUCUUUGGGACUGUUCCUCAAAGUUCUUCAGUUGGAGAUCAGGUCUAUUAUUUCUGAGCGCUGGUGAUCUAUUUGUUCUGAGGGACAGGGAUCAUGGAACCUACACACUGAUCAGGAAAUGGCGUAUAUGCGUUUUGAUGGAGGGAGAGGCGUUUGGCGGUGCGGCGCAGACAAGAUAAAGGAUACGAUACCCUAUGAUUCACUGCAUGACUUUUUGAUCUGUUGAUAGACAACUCUGGACUGAGCCAGCAUGCACA